Messenger RNA from Sycon ciliatum, 4283 nucleotides. RefSeq lists its product as uncharacterized. Gene Ontology annotation, cellular component: membrane. Gene Ontology annotation, molecular function: protein binding; calcium ion binding; G protein-coupled receptor activity. The record is from RefSeq and is a predicted model, not a curated record. Lineage: Eukaryota; Metazoa; Porifera; Calcarea; Leucosolenida; Sycettidae. The coding region runs from base 132 to 4091 and encodes 1319 amino acids. The transcript is spliced from 25 exons. Gene Ontology annotation, biological process: cell surface receptor signaling pathway; G protein-coupled receptor signaling pathway.
UUGGUUAGUACACACUAGAGCUCGUGCUCUUCCGCGAAAAGAUUUGACAUGGUUAAAGUUCAUGUACUUGUAGUUGAAGUUGAUUCAGCUGAUAAGUUUUAAUCCUCCGGCGAAACAGUCAAGUUAUAAUAAUGUUGGUGGGUUAUUCCUUGACGAUUCUCUUGUUCUUGGCAAGCAGUGCAUCUGCGACGUGCAUAGGCGCUUGUACCUGUCCCGCCGUGGGCUCCGCCACUUACACACAUAUCAGUUGUUCUGGUUCCGGAUUGUCAGCCGGCACGCCUUUCGUAGGUCCCCCUCCUUCCUACGCUACACAUAUAGUACUUGUGAGUGCACCAAUCGUUGGCAACAACGUAUUCCAAGGCCUGACGAAUGUGACUAGUAUCAAUUUGGAACAUAACGGAAUACAGGCCCUAACCGCGGGCGUGUUCAGGGGCCUUGUCAAAUUAGAAGCUCUGUUUCUUCGCUAUAAUUCACUGACAACAUUGCCCAGUGGCAUUUUCCAGGAUCUUACAGCACUGGACGUAUUGGCUAUUCAUGAUAACCCAUGGAAUGCACUGCCUUCGGACCUGCUUGACAACACCAUCGCCUUGUCAAUACUGUUCCUCGGGAGGAAUCCAUCUGGAUCUCUUGCGCAACUGUCUCCAACUUUCUUUGCAAAUUCUUCGACUCUGAAAGUACUGUCCUUGCUGGAGAGCCAGCAAUCUGCCUUGUCACCACAGCUUUUUCAUAGCACUGUGAAGCUUGAGAAUGUGGGGUUGCUCGAUAACCCACUCACGGCGCUACCUCCCGACUUGUUUCGCUACACAUCACAACUGAACUCUGUGGACGCAUCUCGUUGCCAGCUGACUAGCAUACCAGCGCAGAUCUUUCAUCAUACUCCCAAACUCACCGUUCUUAGUCUCAGCAAUAAUCAAAUCACAGCUCUACCUCCCGACUUGCUGCUCCACACCACCAAGCUAACAAGCCUAGAUCUUAGCAGCAACCAACUGACCGUUCUUCCUGCGAGUCUAUUUUGGAACGUAAAACUAGAACAAUUCUCCGCUAGCGCCAAUACGCUAAGCUUGGAUAGUCGUAUGUGUUCGCUAGCCAAUGUCCUGAGAUCGUCUGUCGGAUUCAGUGGUGACCGAGGUUUGGAGUCCCAAGCUGUUGCAUAUGUCGAAACAACAUGGGGCGGGUGUCACAACGCAAACGUUCAGUGCCUAGCCAAUGCAUUGGUGACUGGCUUCUGCGCCUGUCCACUUGGAACUGCGUUCAACGGCACGGACUGCGUGCCUCGAAACGUGUGCAUGACGGCGCUACGGGAACGCGGCGCUGUGUGUGAGCAGUUUCCAACGUGCGACGACAACGUCACCACGCUACGAACAUGCCAAUGUCCGGAGGUGCUCACCAAAGAAGACGGUACGCCUUUCCCGUGCGAAGCGUCCUUUCUCUCCAAGGAUUUUUUCUACAACUUCCAGCCCGGAGCUGUGGUGGAGCUCACAGCCACAACAACCACAUGGAUGUGUCGAACUGGAUUCAAACAAGCCGGCACAUGGUGCAGGGACGAGGAUGAAUGCCUGACACCGUAUGUCUGUGAGCGGUACGAGGACUGUGUGAACACGUAUGGGUCAUUCUACUGCAAGACCAAACCGCUGGGUCUAUGUCCAGCUGAGAACCUCACUGAUCCACUUCACGGUGUGAUUGAGUGGCCGGCCACACUGGCCUACUUCAAUGCAUCUGUGCCCUGUCCCGGAGAGGCGGAAAACGUCACCAUGUUUAUGGCAACUAGAGACUGUGAGGUCUUCAAUGAUAACUCAACGCACCCCUCGUGGGCCACAUACACGAACACGACGGAGUGUCCGUUCUCGUCCCUUCGAACACAGUUGCUCAACGAUCUAGCAAAGGUCUCGUUCCGUGCAGACGAUCCCCAAGGCAUGCUGUCAGCGAGUGCUACACUGAACAACUUGACAGGCAAAUCGUCAGAGCUCAGCUCUGCAGACGUGGACUUGGCCAGUAGAGUCACCAGCAACCUGAUAUCGACGAUCAGUACGGAUGAGGGCUGGAACGAAACCGAUCGAAUCGUUGUUGCAGGAACUGUAACAUUCUCAAUUGAUAACCUCAUCGGAGUGCCUGCUGGUGUCAUUCCAACGGAGGUCGGAAAAAGCUUGGUCAAUUCCUCAGAGUCCAUGAUCAAGUCGUUGACGCCGCAGGGCAAUCGGAACAAUGUACAGUUUGUGCGUGAACUAGUCGGUAUGGCUGUGCUCUGUCCAGAACCAGGCACUGAUCAAGGCUUUCGUGCAGCCGUAGGUUCAAGUCAAUAUGAGCUGGGAAAUAAUGACACACUAAGCGACGGUAAUGCGAUGACGCUGAGUGUCGACAUACCGUCCUCCACCAUUGCUGGUGCUAGUCCAAAUCCAGACAACUCCUCGUGCCAGCUCGCGAAGCCUAGUUUCGUUGUCUACAGCCGACGUACAGCAGCACUGUUCAAUGAUACCAGCUUAGCCAAUGACACACGGCUUGCAACGGACGUGCUCACACUGAACAUUGGCGAUCGACCCCUGACCGAUCUGGAGCAGCCAGUUCGCAUCGCCUUGCCUUUGAACAUCAAGGGCUAUCGACUGAGCAACGCCACUUGCGUUUUCUGGGACUUUGAGGCAGACGCGUGGUCAGAGGAUGGCUGUGUUACUAUUCGAUCAUCCGGGGAAGCUGUCACAUGUCUGUGUUCUCAUCUGACUAACUUUGCUGUACUUGUGUCGAUAUCCAGCCUACAUCACAAUGGCACUCUGUCGCCAGCAGUGAAAUUCUUGACUAUCAUCACACGUGUGGGCGUGGGACUAUCCAUACUCGGUCUCCUGCUGACAAUGUGGGCGAUCAUUGCCUCCAAAUCGCUAAGAGGGACAACACAUAAUCGCCUGCUGCUCGGUCUGUGCGCCACUUUGCUGGCCAUCUACGCCCUGUUCCUGACGGCCAUUACGGCUACGUCUCGACCAGCCGUCUGCUACUCGGUGGCAAUAGGCCUGCACUAUCUCGUCUUGUGUAGCUUUAUGUGGAUGAAUGCCGAUGCCACGCUCAUCUACAAGAAACUUGUGCGCGUCAUGGCGGUGCAUUCGAAUUCGUUCUUCAGAAACGUGAUCCUAAUGACGCUUGGUCUGCCGUUUGUAGUGGUAGCGUGCACUGCAGGAAUUACACGUCUUGGUGCAUACGGAACGCAGCGAUACUGCUGGAUGGACAGCCCCCUUGCAUUCUAUGGGGCCUUGAUAUUUCCAAUCGCUGUGUCUCUGCUGUACAACAUCGUCGUUCUCAUGCUGGUCGUGAAGUCGCUACGCAAGGGUGUGGAGAGUGUGGGCCAGGUUGUUCAGCGACGCAAAACCACCAGCGCAGCAUUCCUACUGCGCACUAUCGUGUACUUAUCGAUGCUGCUCGGCAUGACCUGGACCGCCGGCAUACUGGUGGUCGUGUACGAUCACGUGGUCACGCAGUACAUCUUCACCGUGCUGAACACUGCGCAGGGCGUCAUGAUCUUCCUGUACGCCAGUCGCGACAAGGAGAUGCGCCGUGUCUGGCUGGACCGCCUUUCCAAACUGCCUGGAGGACGCCGCCGCAGAGCACGCAACAACUACUUGGCCGCUGGUGGCCAUGGUGGCAAACCAAAGGUGUAUGUUCACCACGGCCACAGCUCGUGGAGGCGCAAGAAGAAUGAUAUCCUUCAAGACCAGUUUGGUAGCAACAUUGCCCUGCACCCAAACACCAAUGUCGAAUCAGCUGUUGAUGGAGCACAGCGCAAUGUAUGCAAGCGAUGUAGCAUGUCUCCGUCCGUUGUAACCGCCGGUACACUCUGUUCGACAUGCCACACGUUGGGAUCGCACGGCGGCACACCUAGGGGCUCCACAGCCCGUCCCUCCAUCGUCUCUCUCAGCCCCAGCGUCUGCUUGAGCCAGCGAACCUCUUUGUCGACGCCUUUGGACCAGUGUCCAACGCAGGCCACCGUCUUCUCCAAUCCUUCCCUCGCCGAUAAUGACCACUGUCCAAAGCAUAACCAGGAGCGUCGUCGUUCCAGUAACCUUGAGGUGGAAUCACCACUUGCCAGGCGGGAUGCCAGGGAAAGCCCUUGAACGGGCUAAUCGUAAACACACUCACUCAUUCCAUUCCACACACACAUACACCCACGCGCGCACGCGCGGGCACACACACACAUAUAUAUCCACAUUCACAUAAUGCGCACGCACCCCCACACACACGCACUCUCUCACAUACAUGUACAUGCACACAUACACACAUAUUCACAUAAGCACACACACACACAC